Molecule: messenger RNA, 825 nt
Organism: Fusarium coffeatum
Lineage: Eukaryota; Fungi; Ascomycota; Sordariomycetes; Hypocreales; Nectriaceae
Exons: 1
Coding region: 1-825 (274 amino acids)
Source: RefSeq, a predicted model, not a curated record
AUGAUUCCUGUCAAAGAAGAAGAUCUUAAAAAGUUGUUGAAGGAUCACACCAUGCUCAUCCUUGACCUCACUCAUCAGAUCAUCAACUACAUCAAAAACAUAAUCUGUCGCAGCCCCCAGCACAUCGCUACCAAAGAAGGGAAUAAAACUCUUCCCGCUGAACUCUGGCUCGAGAUUCUAUCCUGGGCGGAACUCAAUAUCAACAGACACAAGUACAGUCUUGUCUACCCGGUUAAAGUGUCUUCCAUCCAAAUACGUGGUGAUGAGCGGGAGUCUGCUCUGGUCUGCAACAUCGUUGAAAGCUGGAAGAAAUUUGGCGAACUCAAGUCCGGCACGGACCGAGAAUAUUAUGAGGGCUAUCUCGCAAACACUCUUCACGUUCCCAUUCCGGGCAGAUACGAUGAUGAGCCCCCCGAGAAUCCCUUCAAGAUUUCCAGGACCGUCACGCCAGACAAAUCAGUCACAAUCCCAGUUUCUCAACUGGACCUCGAGAUGCCUAUUCUGUAUCAAGACUUUGACACGGUGGACGUGAUUGGCAAGCUUGAAGACGGCAAUUGUGGCAUUUGCGAAGGCGAGAGGCUCAUACUCGCAACUGACGACGAUCUCGUCUACUGUAUGACCAGUCUAGAGCACUAUGAAUAUGACAAGUGUACGUGGAUGCUCUGCCCUCUCUGCAUUGGAUCGGGAUGGGCGGACGACUGCGCUCGGCAAACCAAUCUACGUGAAGAUGAGGAUGAGGAGCGGAUGUCAGAAGAAGAGUUCAACGAAUGGUUAAAUAACCGUUUGCGGGACCUUGGUUAUCACGAACAAACAUUCAUCUUCUAG